AUGGAGCCUGCGACGCCAGAAGGUUGGUCGUCCAAGAUGGGGAUUGUACCUCCGGACGACAUCCGCCGGAGGAUCAGAUUGACACGUGGCAUGCUGGAGAGAGAUAUCCUUGCCUACCUCGGCGACACGGUGUGGGAAUAUCUAGUCCUCCGACAUCAGUACCAGCAGGUUGUCCGGAGCCCAUUUACAGAGAGCCAGGAGGUGCGGACAAUCCGACAAGGAAGGGCAGCUGUCAUGCUCCAUCGCAGUGGGGUUCUCAAUGGGCGAGAGCAAGAAGUGCUUCUUGAAGGUGCUCAAAAAGUGUGGCUGCAGAAGGUUAGAUGGAAUUUUGAGGGCAUCAGGCAAGUCGGCAUCAACAUGUACUGCUGUGCAUUGGGUCUGCGCACUCUGCUUGGAUAUGCCUACAUGGAUGCAGCCUCCUCGGACAAGGACUUGACAAGAAUUAUCACGGAGAUUGGGCUUCUUCAGAAACCUGGCGUGGAAGAUCAGAUGCUGGCAGAAAUCACCGAAGGAAUUUUUGACCCUUCCCUGCGUCCUCCCGGCAACUACUUCUUGGCAUUGGCCCCUCUGGGUCAUGCAGCGCUGCGGUUAUAUGUCAGCCGCUACCUCUGCGAAAGGCCGCUCAUUGCAAGCGAGUUCAUUUACCGAGUCAAGCUUGCGCUGCGACAGGAGGAACUGGACGCUGCAUCGAUCGCCUUCCUGCGUGACAGUGCUACUGCAGAAGAGGCACGCUUGAUGCAGGGAGCUCGAGAACAGGGCGACAGUUACGCAUUCGCCUUUGAGUGCCUGUUGGGCCACCUUGCUCUCAAGCUGCCGUACCGGCUCCACCAAAUCGUGUCUGAAUUUGGCUGGGCACAGCCUCUGGAAGGAACGUAG
This is a messenger RNA of Symbiodinium pilosum, 876 nucleotides long. Lineage: Eukaryota; Dinophyceae; Suessiales; Symbiodiniaceae. The record is from the annotation of a GenBank genome assembly.